AUGAGCAAAGACGAUGAAUAUGACUACCUUUUCAAGGUGGUGCUGAUUGGUGACUCUGGCGUCGGUAAGAGUAAUCUGCUGUCGCGGUUUACACGCAACCAGUUCAACCUCGAAUCCAAGUCCACCAUUGGUGUCGAAUUCGCCACCAGGAGCAUCAAGUGUGACAGCAAAACCAUCAAGGCCCAGAUUUGGGACACAGCGGGUCAGGAGCGCUACCGAGCCAUCACGAGCGCGUACUACCGAGGAGCCGUCGGUGCUCUGCUCGUGUACGACAUCUCCAAGGCCGUGACGUACGAGAACGUCGAGAGGUGGCUCAAUGAGCUGCGCGAUCACGCCGACAGCAACAUCGUCAUCAUGCUCGUCGGCAACAAGAGCGAUUUGAGGCAUCUGCGCGCCGUGCCCACCGAGCAGGCCGCUGCCCUGGCUGAGAAGCAUGGUCUCUCCUUCAUCGAGACUUCGGCCCUCGACUCCACCAACGUCGAGCUUGCCUUCCAAAAGAUCCUCACCGAGAUCUUCCACAUCGUUAACGGCGGGAAGCAGCUGGAGACGAAGAAGGACUCUCAGAGCGUCGACGGCGAGACUGAGGUGGUACAGGUCGGCGGCGACCCAGCCCCCAAGAAGGCCGGCGCCUGCUGCGGCUAA
Molecule: messenger RNA, 642 nt
Organism: Acanthamoeba castellanii str. Neff
Lineage: Eukaryota; Discosea; Longamoebia; Acanthamoebidae
Product: RAB11B protein, putative
Exons: 4
Coding region: 1-642 (213 amino acids)
Cellular component (GO): endosome
Molecular function (GO): GTP binding; GTPase activity
Source: RefSeq, a predicted model, not a curated record